AUGGACAAAUGCUUAGAUUUGAUUCAAUAGCAAUGUCCGAGUUUGACCACCAGAUCGAUCAAUCUUUUAUUGCAAUUGUUCAACUACUUUUAGAGUGGGCCUCCAUCUAAGAAGUCUGCUAAACCAAUUAAUUCUACUCAAUUCAAAGUGUAAAUUUAGUUACAAAAUAAUGUGAUUAAGUACAUGGAAUUCAAAGAAGGUGACAAUACUACAAUCAAUCAAUGGAAAUAAAAGUUGGCUGAAGACUUAGAGGUUGCAUAUUUACAAUUAGAUAUUACUAUAGAGAAUAAGCCUAUUGAGUAAUAAUUUGAUGUGGUUGAAACUUUUGUUAGUUAAGCCUUCUAUUAGUUAGCAACUGUGAAAGUGAAGAUCAACAAUAAGAACCAUCCUAAAAAUUACCUUUCUUAAGAAUAACGUACUUUCGAGAUUUUAUUUAAAUUGCUCGAUAAAUAAGAGAGCAUCGAAUUCUUAAGUUAAGUUUGGGAUUUAAUUAAUAGGUUGCCUAUCAACAUUAUGAAAAAAAGGUAAGUAGAGAAUUGUAAGGAUUGGAAAUAAUACUUAGACCAUCAAUUUUUUGAUAUGUUUUAUGUAUUAUAAAUCAUCUAAACAUUAUUAGAAAAUGAAUAAUGGUGUGAAUAAUUUAAUAAUAGUGAUGGUGUUGAUUUGAUUACUGAAAGAUUUUUUGGGCAGUCGUUCUAGUUUUCAUAGCGUCCUCUUGAAAUCAAGUGCUUUCUGGCUUAUUUAGAAAUUUUAAGUCAUCAUCGAAUCAGAAUUAAAGAGGCUUAAUUUAUUGAAUAGAUUAAGUCAAAGAUAAUCGAAAGCAUUCAACAAUUUAGUCUCUAUGUUAAAACCAAAAAGAAGUUAGAAGCUGGAUAAAAGAAAUCUGCAUAAUAAAAGGAAAUGAAUGAGGUAGAGUUCCGUCUUCUUAGAAAAUGCUUUUAGUAUUUGGAUUAAGAUGGAUGCAAAUAAUACAUCAAAAAUUCUGAAUUAAAUUAAUAACUCUAUGCUUUCUUUGUUGAACAUGAAAAUCAUGAACUAAAGAAGGAAUAUAGUUUAUAAUUAUUAAACCUAAAAAACACUCCUGAAAGCAAAUUGCUAAUUAAAAUUGUUCUAGAAGAUGUUUUGAAGGAUGUGAUAUAAAAUAACAAAUAAAAAUGUGAUCAUUUUUUCGAAUUCUGUUGUAAUUUAAUACAGCAAGAACAAAACUUGGCUAUAUAGAAAUUAAAUUUUGAGGAACUCUUGGUCUACAUUAGAUAGAAAUUGGAAGAGUUACCCUUUAAUGAAAAUACAGUGAAGGAUUAAGAUCAAAUCUUGAUUGGUUUAUUGAAAUUGUUAAAUGUUUUAAUAGAUAGAAUCCAAUAGUUAUCAAUUCACUAAGGAUUAUUCGAAUAAAUAUUAAGUUAUUUAUUUGAAAAUGAAGGAGAGACCAGAUGUAAAUGCAAAUCACAGUAAUCCAGGACAGCUGGGUUCAAUUGUUUCUUUACUUUUAAAUUCCUCAAUGAAGUAUCUCCUCUGCAUUAUACUCAUACUUGGAGAACAAAGAACUUCAAUGAUUGGAAUAUUCAAAGUAGAUUUCAUGAGAAAUCAUCAACUGGUUAUGUUGGCCUAUAUAAUUUAGGGUGCAUUUGCUAUAUGAAUUCCUUGCUUUAAUAGUUAUACAUGGUUCCAGCAUUUAGAGAAAAAUUACUGUAAAUUGAGGACAAAAGUACAUGCGCAUAAGAAGAGAAUUUAUUACAUUAAUUGAAGUGUUUGUUUUUGGCCCUUAAACAUUCGCAAAAACAAUAUCACAACCCAAAGAAAUUCUGUCAUGCUUUUAAAGAUUUUGAUGGAAAUCCAACAAAUAUUUUUGAAUAGAUGGAUGUUGAUGAAUUUUGUAAUCUUUUGAUGGAUAGAAUAGAGUUAAACAUCAAGUCAACUUCUGAUGAAGAUUUAGUUAAAAGAAACUUUGGUGGAGCAAGACUUGUCCUCACUAUUCAGAAAGAGAGGAACCAUUCUUCGCUAUUUCUUUUGCCAGUGGCUAAUAAAAAGAACUUGGAAGAGUGCUUAUAAACAUUGGUUCAAGGUGAUUUGCUAGAAGGUGAAAAUGCUUAUAGUUGUGAACAAUGCAACAAGAAGGUGAGUGCCUUAAAGAGAACUUGUAUUAAAAAGUUACCUGACCAUCUUAUCUUAGUUUUGAAGAGAUUUAAUUUCGACUUUGAUUUGAUGGCAAAAGCCAAAAUAAACGAAAGAAUAGAGUUCCCAUUUGAAUUGGAUCUUUUACCUUAUUCGCAAUAAGGAUUAAGACAAUAGGAGAACAGAGCGAAUCCAGAAAAUGGAUAGGAUAACCCAUCAGAGUACUAUCAAUAUAGAUUGACAGGAGUAGUCAUUCAUAUUGGUUCAGCUGACUCUGGGCAUUAUUAUUCAUUCAUAUAGGAUAGAUGUGAUUUCAAUAAAUGGUAUGAAUUUAAUGAUAUAUUCGUAUCAUCUGCAGAUGUCAAGGAUGUCAAAAAUGAUGGUUUUGGAGGUGUUGAUAGAUUGCUGAAAACUAAAUAUCCCAACUAAUUUAAGGAUAAGUAGAAGAGUGCUUACAUGCUGUUUUAUGAACGAGUUAAGCCUUUAAAUGGUAAGGAAGAAUUGAUGGAUAUUGAAUUCGAUUAGAAAACUUCUCAAUUCUUAGAUGAGAUCAAGGUUGAAAAUAGGAAAUUUUAGAUUCAGAGAUUCAUAUUCAGUCCUGAAUAUUUCAUCUUCAUUCAGAACUUGAUAAAAUUUGAACUGCAAUCCAAUGAAGUUUCAGAACAGAUCGUUAAGACCUUAGUGUUCUUUUACUUGACUUGUGCAGUAAGAGAGAAUGAUAAAACAUUUAUUUAAAAUAACAUUUUGGAUAUUUAGGAACUUCUAAGAAGAGCUCCGAAUACAUGUGAAUGGCUAUUGAAAUGUUUCAAUCAAUAUCAUUAUAUCAGAGAAUUCCAAUUUGAUUGCUCUAAGAAAAUGGUGAGGAAGUUUGUGAUUUCUCUGGUUGUGACAGCAAUUGAAACUGUGCAAAAGAAAGAAGGAUAUAAGGUUUUGGAUGAGUAAGUGGAUGAUAAGCCAACGUCUUUGGUUGCCUCUUUAAUAAAUUCGUGGAUUCGAGUGUUGCCAGAUCUAAAGAGGAGUCUCAAAAAUUCAAUUGAAUAUUAUGAUCUAUUUUAUAGAUUUGCAAGGUUGAAUGAAUAGAAUUCACAGUAUUUGAUUUCCAAAAAGAUAGUGGGGAAACUCUUGGAUCUUUUUAUGGACACUAUGUAAAUAAACUAUAGUAAAUUGUUCAUUCCUUAUAAGGAAAGUGUGAGAAAGCAGGAUGAUCUUAAGUGUAAACAAUUUAGCGAGGAUCCAAAUAGUUUCUUGGGAUAACAAAACAUCUAAAAUGUAGAUAUAGCGUCUAAUUAUUAUGAUGAACUUCUGGAGAAGAAAUUUGAAAAGUCUAUGAAUUCUGGUCCAUCUUCAAGCAGAGUCUACAUGUGGAGACUCAUAGCCUUCUUGCUCAAAACUCAAGGAAAGAAUGCUUUGAGUAUGGAGGAAUAAAACCUAUUACAAUUUGACAAUUCCAUAUUGAUGGCGCUUUUGGAAGAAGGGGAUUGCAAACUGGCCAUUAGGAUGAUAUCUGACAUUCUUUCGAUUCUAUCCUAAGACAAUUAAAAAUAGACUGAAUAGAUCAUUUAAGCAAUCAUUAAACAAAUAAACGAUAAAGAGUACAAGGAGUAUAGAAAAUAUUUGGUUGUUUUGAAACGAUUAUUCACAGUCAAGGAUUCACUACAAUAAAUGAGAAUUCACUAAGGAAUGAGUAAAUUAUUGGAAGUCAUGUAAAAGUAAUCGCAAUACUUCUUUGAGACGGAUGUGUGCUAAUAAUAUAUACUGAGGAUGGUAUUUAGAAAUCAAGCAGUCUAUCAAUGGAUGGUCAAGAACCAAAGAUUGUGGUAAUGGAUCAUCGAAACAAACAAUACCUAAUCAAAUCCAAAUGAGAAACUGAUAUCAAAUAAUUCUAAUUCACAAAAGUGUAAUCACAGAUUGCAUAACAUUUAUUUGCCUAUUACAUUCUAAGCCUAUGCCAAGUUCUUGAAUUGGAAGAAAUUGCAAUUCUUGAAUCUGGCCAAGGAACCAUUUAAAUAGAAUGAAGAUUUUGAUAGUGACGAUGAUUUAGCAGACAAAAUUGUUAAAGUCGACGAUAAAAUAGAUUACUAUGAUUAAAAUUCAUGGAUUACUGCCACUGUGAGUAAAGUGAUGGGGGAUUAUGUUCAUCUUACUUUCAGUGGAAAAAUGGCCCCUCAAAACAUCGAUAUAGAAUUAGAUUGUGAAAGACUCGCUCCUUUUAAUACAUUGUCAUCCAACAAUAAAAUCCCAGGAUAAAAUAAUCAGGAGAUGGCAAUAGAACAUUAAUCCGACCACGACAAUGAUACGGAAGAGGGUAACAAUAAUUCCAUUAAUUAAACUGAUUCAGAUGAAGAGUGAAAUUAAGAAUCAAUCAAGUAUUAUAAUAAACAGUUAAUAUAAUUAAUAAAUAUUAAUA
Paramecium tetraurelia is the source of this 4519-nucleotide messenger RNA. RefSeq lists its product as uncharacterized. Gene Ontology annotation, molecular function: cysteine-type deubiquitinase activity; cysteine-type endopeptidase activity. Gene Ontology annotation, biological process: protein deubiquitination. The transcript is spliced from 7 exons. Lineage: Eukaryota; Ciliophora; Oligohymenophorea; Peniculida; Parameciidae. The record is from RefSeq and is a predicted model, not a curated record. Gene Ontology annotation, cellular component: nucleus; cytosol.